Aphanomyces astaci is the source of this 2214-nucleotide messenger RNA. RefSeq lists its product as hypothetical. The transcript has a single exon. Bases 76 to 576 code for a protein of 166 amino acids. Lineage: Eukaryota; Oomycota; Saprolegniomycetes; Saprolegniales; Verrucalvaceae. The record is from RefSeq and is a predicted model, not a curated record.
CGUGUACGUAGUAUGAUUGACGCAAUUGACAGGUACAAGGGAGUAUCACUAACCUAACCACCUAGGCCACAUGGAAUGUCGAAUCCCUUAGGAUCUUCAUUUCGAGCCCUAAGGCUUGCAAUUCGCGUUUCUCCGCGUCAAACAUGCGAACAUGGCCUUCUCUAUCUUGAACAAUCAAGUAUAUGUCGCGGCUACUGGCGUGGUCAGCUGUUGCUGUGGACUCGGAGCUUGCUCGGAUUUCUUCGUCAGCCAUUGGCGACACGGUGGCGGUCGCGUCUUCUUUUACACGUCGACUUGCAGCUGACCCGCGUUUCGAAGCAAUCGACGAAUCCGACUCUCUACCGCCAUUGGGGUGGUGGCUGUGAAAGUGGCCAGAGACAGUUGAAGGCGCUUUCGUGGCUACUACAAGCCGCACGGCCUGGGGGUGUUCUUGUAGCCCGAAUCGCAAGACAUGGCUCGACAGAAACCACUGCAUCGUACACAGUGCCCGCGCUCGCACCUCGACGCUCGUCCCGGCAUACCCCGGUCGGACGACGAAGUGCAUGUCGUCGUCGCAUAGAAUGGACGUCGAGUUGAACAUAUGCUGACGGCCCAGCGAGUUGCUGGCCAGUUGACGCCACCACGCUCGGUUCCACGUGUGGUCGAGGAGUAGGAUAACCACCAAGUUGGCCACUAUCGCAAGCAGUAGUGGCCCCGUCGCGCGAAUGUACCAACUGUCGAAAAAGUCGACAAAGAUCGCGUCCAAGUUUUGCGUCGUCGAGACCAAGUCGCAUUGGACCGAGUUGCCGUACUCGAUAAAGGUAUUCCGAGACGCCAAAACAGCAUAGGAGAGGUAAAUCCACGUGACCGAGCUAAAGUUGAGCCAUCCCAUGACCACGUUUUGGCCAGUGUACUGCGACUUGUUGACAAAGUGACACAGAAACUUGCUGACCUUCAAGAAGAGGCAGUUGAGCCACAGCCAGCGUAGACUGAAGGCCAUGAGUCGCAGCUCGAUCCAUACGUUUGUUUCUCCUUGACGGUGCCACCGAUAGAGCGUUCUUGAGAACAACAUGGCAAUGUUCUCGUCGAAAAGCACGGCCAGGGUAUACAACAACACCAGCACGUCGCUGUUGAAGCAGAUGUAGGCAAAGUCAAACGCGCCACUCGGGUGGCGGUACUGCGCGGGGGCCACGAGGUGGAUGAGGCGCUUGAACCAUGAGUCGACAUCCCCGGGCUCUGUCCACCGCACAGUCUUCUCGCUGGCUCCAAACGCUCCAAGCACCAUAACCACGCACACAAAUCGAACAAUGAGCGAGGCCAUAGUCCCCCAAGUUCGCUGAAACAUCAUUCCUAGGCCGUGUUGGAACCCAGGAACGUUGACACUGCUGGAAAUUGUCACAGUGCUGGCCGUGAUGUUGUACGAGUACACAACGGAGCACAUGUCGAGUCCUAGUUCAGUGUAAGGCGUACACCCCGAGCAAUACGAUGUCGAGAAAAACCGAUACAUGGACACGUUGAACUGUGCUGUUUCGCCAUGGGGCGGCAAGGGAAGUGGCGUUGAGAUCUUCAUAUCGACGAAGGCUCGGCUAGGUGCAUACCCCAAUGCCUGCAGCUCAUUGUCCUUGGCGCCAGGUGCUGCCAGGGGGGAAAUUAGCGUCGAACCAAACAAGUGGGUGAGGGUGUUGCCUCGGAUAUACGUUAUGCCGUCGUCGACUGUUCCCAAGUGGAUCGAGUUGUCCUUGGAAACGGCAGUAUCAAACACGGGGUAUGCAUCGAUCAAACUCCCACAGAGGUUACUCGCUGGGUCGUUGAUUGUGAACGACCCCAUGCUGAGAACGUGCGACGCGCCGGUUCGGUCGAUGAGUUGAGCUAAGGCGACGUCGAUCAUGAAUCGACCGAUCUUGGACACCUCGUUGGGGGAGCUCCUUUCAGGGAACGAGUAGUCCACUUCCAUGUCGUCGACACUCUCGACGUCCAGAAGGGGGGUAAGAAAGUGCCUACCAUUGCCCACAUAACUGAUGAUCUCCCAGUCGUUGGCUACGACGUCAAUGGCCAAAAGAAUGGCGCAAAAGAGUCCGGCUACGCGCGUCACCUUGGUGCGAAUCGAUUUGAACCGAGGUUGAAACGUAGAGAAUGUUUUCACACCCAAGCCGCGGUGCAGAGGUCCCGUCGGGGGAGUAGCAGCGGCAAUGAGGGACUGCAUUGACAUGUGUCGUCGUCCUUGGUCGAUUGAGC